GACAAGCCCCUGCAUCCAUGAGGCAACCUGGGGAAUCCAGCAAGCAAUGGUAGCAUGAACAGUACACCUACCCUGUCUUUAUAUGAUAUCUUGGGUGUUUCUCCCGCUGCGUCGCCCUCCACCAUCAAACGCGCCUAUCAAGCAGCUGCUAGAGCCACGCAUCCUGAUAAGGCUGCGGCUCAUUCGAAAGGUGGUUGUCGGGCCAGACCGGGUCAUGUCUCCUCUCCCAGGUUCACUUUCUUGGAGAUACAGGCGGCAUGGGAUGUAUUGAGGGCCCGGGAAAGCCGCGCCGCGUACGAUGCAGCCUGGGGGCGACAGAGGGAUGAGGAGGUUGAGGGCUUCAUCGCGGAGGAGGUGAGGGUGGCGGAGAUGGAGGAGGAGGGCGGGGAGGAGGACGGGAAGGAAAGGUGG
Nannochloropsis gaditana CCMP526 is the source of this 411-nucleotide messenger RNA. RefSeq lists its product as uncharacterized. The record is from RefSeq and is a predicted model, not a curated record. The annotation marks the transcript as partial. The transcript has 2 exons.